ACUGUUGGUGGGCAUCAUUUGGAAUAAGCGCUACUGGAAGGUAAGAUGGCGGAAGGUGGUACGACCGAUUUGGUGUCCGUUGCAGCGUCGCAGAUUGUCCAGAGUGUGCAGAGGAGUCCUUCUCCCUUUCCUCUGUCGUCCAGCCAGACGGCAGCUAGCUCCGAGACGCCACCCACCAAGAAAAGAAAGAGGAUCUUCCACAGAGAGUUGAAGUAUAUGAUGCACGGCUUUGGGGACGACUCCAGUCCGUAUGAGGAGACAGUGGACCUAAUAGAGGAACUUGUGGUAGACUUUAUAACGGAGAUGACCCUGAGAGCUGUGGAGGUGGGCAGGUCGGGGAAGAUCACCGAAAAAGACAUAGAGUUUCUGGUGAGAAAGGACCCGCGGAAGCUGGCGCGGCUCGAGGAGCUCCUCCAGAUGAACGAGGAGUUGAAGAUCAUGCGAAAGGACCCGAAGAAAUAUGCCGAAAUGAUGAAAGAAAAGUUCAGUUCAUAGCCUGAACUUGAAAAGUGGGAGACGGAGUUUUAUCCAGUUACAAAACGCAAGGAAGAAAGACUGAGGACUUUAGGAACCGCUUCAUAAUGGAAAUUUCAUAUCAUACAUUUCAUGUUAGUCUUUUCUGUGAUUUUGAAAACCACACUCUACACAUGGCGAUGAAUGACUAGCUAUUCCGCUAAUAAUUGGCUAAAUAUUCCUGAACAUCGAUCACGAUACAGUCCUUUGACACCACUGCCUCGCCACCACUCCCCAGCGACGUCUUAACCUCUUUCAGCUCCGAAAACUCUCCGCUUCUUCUCCGUGACCUCGUCUUCUCCGCGUCUCUAUAGACAGGGUGGACAGUGAGCGGUCCAAGUGGUUUCCCCUGCGUCCAGCCAAGACUGAGUGUGGCCCCUCGUCUGCCGGGAGAGGCUUUUCUUCUCCAGCGACUUAGCCUUUGUUGCCCGGCUUUGCCUGCAGCCGUGGCUCCAGUGGAUCCUACC
Geodia barretti is the source of this 980-nucleotide messenger RNA. The record is from the annotation of a GenBank genome assembly. NCBI's taxonomy places the organism in Eukaryota, Metazoa, Porifera, Demospongiae, Tetractinellida, Geodiidae.